Cotesia glomerata is the source of this 3489-nucleotide messenger RNA. RefSeq names its product mothers against decapentaplegic homolog 3 (gene Dad). The record is from RefSeq and is a predicted model, not a curated record. The coding region runs from base 1229 to 2962 and encodes 577 amino acids. Gene Ontology annotation, molecular function: transcription regulator inhibitor activity; I-SMAD binding. Lineage: Eukaryota; Metazoa; Arthropoda; Insecta; Hymenoptera; Braconidae. The transcript has 6 exons. Gene Ontology annotation, biological process: anatomical structure morphogenesis; SMAD protein signal transduction; BMP signaling pathway. Gene Ontology annotation, cellular component: heteromeric SMAD protein complex.
UUAAACGUCGUCAAGUAGUUGACUAGUACAUACUUGUUGGUUGACUCGCGUGUUGCGCGCGCGGGGAAUACCUAUCCCAUAUAUUUACUACCAUGUGUGUGUGUACCAUCGUCGUAGCCGCUGUAGUUGUUUUCACUCGCACGAUCCACCGGACGGAUCAUCAUUUUUGUUUAGUAAAGACAACGUAGCUUAUAAAUUACCAGACAAUACAAUUCUAUUAAUUUAUAAAUUAUAUUUAAGUAUGUAAUAUAUAAUAUAUAGACACAGACUGAUGUUAUGAUAUGUAUCUAUGUUGAUAUUUUGAUACAAAUUCAUAUGGAGGAGCAAGAAAGAGAAAGACAAGGCCAAGCUAACCGGUGAGAUACGAGAGUGUACCUUAGUGCGACGUGUGUAAAGUUUUUUAAAAGUUGUACGAGUAAAGUUUUUAAAAGAUUAUUUAAAAAGAGUUACCAAAGGAAGCAAUAAACUAUGAUUACUAAAGUGGAUUCGAGGAAUUAUGUCAAUCGCUGUUAGUCGAAAACGAAUGAGUGAUUGUUGUAAAUCAGUGUUAUGCGGUGCCAAACCACCGACAGCCACGACGACGAGGAGGAUAACGCGGAGAACACGAACGCGUACAAGAACGAGGAGGAGAACAAGAAGAAGCGAUUUAUUAGCGCAUCAGUUAGCAUCGGUGGUAGUGGAGAAGCAACAGCUGGCCGUAGCGCAGAAGCAAUACAACUAGAAGUUUAUCGUCACAGUAAAACUAAAACUCAUUUUUAUUUUCCCAUUCAAGAGACUGCUGCUGCUGCUGAUGCUGGUGUUGCUGUGAAAAGAAUUAAAGUUGGAGAUAAAGUUAACUUGUAUGAAGAUAAAAAGAAGUUUGAUAGCUCGUUGGUUCCAGAGAGCAUCAUCACACGCUAUUUUGAGCAUACGACCGUGGCCCAGCGACGGUACAACGAUCUUCCUCAUCGCCGGUAGUCCGACAACGUGCUCGCUCUGGUCUGUCGGCAUUAACGUGUGUUCCUGAGUCAACUUAAUCAUUAAUACUAUUAUUUUAACUGUUAUUAAUAUUAUUAUAGUAAUUAUAAUUAUAAUUAUUAGAAUAUCAUCUCUUCCUGGUGUAGCUAGGUGUAAAAAAAUUGUGAACAAAUUAUUAAACACACCGUUUCAGGUGUGUCGGUUUAUCAUCUUAUUGUCGCUUAGUUGUAAAGUACUGGCCCCCAAAUGCACAAACGUAUUCUCGUGUUUCAUGUUCAUGUUCUGGAGCAAACGGACGAUACUGACUAAACGUCUGUUAAAGGCUCAAGUCUGUCGGGAGUAUGAAACCGAAUGUGAGACUCAAGAGAAUACGUCGCAACACAUUGCUCGCGUGAGUAACAUAUUAGCAGAGGCAUCAGCUUGCUCCGACACGGUAGUGGGUGGAUCCGGUAAAACGGUAUCAUCGCUACCGGGGUCCAGAGGAACUGUGCCAGUAAGUCAACCACAAGCCAAACGACAGACAUCUUCAUCCGGGGGUGGCGGGAGUGGCCCUAAAAUCCACCAGGUCUGCUGUGGAGGAGCCGAUUCCCAGGACGAGAGUGACGAAGACGACGAGGAGGACAACAACGAAGACGAGCUCGAGGAUAGUAAAGAGGACAGUCUUAACGAUAAGAUUGAGAGAGAAGCCCGGGAGCGUUUGAACCGGUGCAAAGAGCUUCUCAAGACUCUCAAGGAAAACCAGCUGGAGAUGCUGCUCAUGGCCAUAGAGAGUUGCGGCGCCGAUCUCGGCUCGUGUGUUCUCGUCGCCCGUAGACCCAUUCACAACUCUUCUUCUCAGCUGGACAUCACCAAUGGGGAUCAGCAGCCGGAUCCUUACCGGCGUCGCAAUUCCAAGCGAAAAUCCCGGCAUCAUCAUCCUUUAAGACACCGUCACUCGCACCGACAAUUUCCUCGCGUACGAUCAAGGUGUCGCCGCUGCGAGCUGCACCAGGGCUACAACAAAGACACCCAGCUUCUGGACGAGUCUUCUAGCCUCGCUCUUACUGGUGCCGCCGCGGGCGACGACGAACGCUGCUUAACCGGGGAAAAUUCACGGACUGAUUUCCUGCUAACUUCAUCAGCGGCCCACCUUCUCUCCUGCCAAAUUUGGCGAUGGCCUGAUAUAUCUCUCACGAGUCAGCUUAAAAAAUUGCCGCUCUGUCAUUCCACGAAAGAUCCCUCCUACGUUUGCUGCAAUCCCUAUCACUGGAGCCGGCUCUGCAAACCUGAGUCGCCACCACCCCCGUAUUGUCUUAUCCCAGCGAAGAGAGGUGCAACAAAAUGCGAAGCUUCUUCUUAUGCCAUUCAAACAAACUCAGCGGACACAAGACACUGUGGGAAUAAUAUUAUAGUGCCUUCGAGACUUCCGGAGUCGCUCACCACCGACGGAGAAGAGCGUGGUGACGGGCAUCGACGAAAAGAAUGGUGUACUCUUGCUUACUGGGAACUUGGUGGUCGUGUUGGAAGACUUUACCCCGUGGAGUCAUCAACAAUAAGUGUAUUUGACUCGUUACACGACGGCGAUGGACUCUGCUUGGCCAGUCUUGCUGAGAACCACGAUUCUGUCGACGAUGCUAAAACUACACGCAGUAAAAUUGGUCUAGGUCUCGUAUUGAGCCAAGAAGACGAUGGUGUAUGGGCGUACAACAGAUCCAGUAAUCCAAUAUUUGUAAAUUCUCCGACACUCGAUGAUCCGGAGUCACGUACAUUAUUGGUUUACCGUGUUCCUCCUGGAUCAUGUUUGAACAUAUUCGAUCGAGCAAAAAAUUUACCAUCACGUUAUACUUACAGCAACGGGAGCGAAGGAGGAGGAGUAAGUGGAGCAGGAGGCGCCAAUUCAGGUGGUCCUGUUGACAUGUACUCUGUGAGAAUAAGCUUCGUAAAAGGAUGGGGACCCAGGUACAAGCGACAAGAGAUAACAUCGUGUCCGUGCUGGCUUGAAGUUUUAUUAGCACCGUGCAGGUGAUCUUGUCACAUCUUUUACGUCGUCGACGUCGUUACCGAUCGUGCCUUCCUCAUCGUUCGAGGGAAUGACAAAGAGAGGGCCGUCAUUAAUUAUUCGUGUAAUAACUAAUAAUGAUAAUAAUAAUAAUAAUAAUAAUGAUAAUAACAGCAACAAAAAAAAAAUGAAGAUUAAUAAUAUUAUCCAGCAAGACGGCCCAUUUCUUUGGAGCCAUUACACAGAGCCAAUUGUUUCUUUAUUGCCUUCGCAUUUCAGUAAUUCGUGGUAAUAUAAAUAUAUAAAUAAAUAUACAUAUAUAUUAUAUAUUAUAUUAAGUAAUUUGUAUAAAAAAAUAAUUAACAAUAAUUAUUAUUAUAUAAAUAAUGGUCAAUCGUAUUUGAUAUACGAAAGAGACUUAUCUCUGUUGUUAGCCUAAUCGAAUGGCUUAUACCUCACUGUAGUUCAUUUCCGUAUCGCGAAUGGAAGCAAUCACGUAAUUGUACACGUUGCUGGAUAAGAGAUGAUUAAAAAUAAACAAACAAGAGCAUGAA